AUGCUGGAAUAUACAGGCAAAAAUGAAGUGGCGUGGUGGAAAAAAGUAGAGGCAGCAAUGUUCGCCGGUUUACAUCGGCCAGAGUUCCGACAGUUGAUCAUGGAAAUGCUGAUGGUUACUGCUAUUGUACUUGAACGAAAUCCGGAGAUAAAAUUUCAGAACACAACGGAUAUUGACGCCGUUGUUGGAGAUGCGAUUAAUGAAUAUAAAAAGGACAAGCAGACCGACGAAUCUGCCGACGAAAUCAGCGAGUUUUGUAAUUUGCCAUCCGAGAUAUUGGUUCAAUACAUGGUUCGAAGUGUUGUGCAAUCACUUUUGAAGGGAUCUGUCUCUGUAACUGCCAAUGACACGUGCACUGUAUCUUAAGAAUGCCUUUAUUUUUUGACUUGUUUUAGCUUAGCAUGUGGUUUUUUUCAACAAUUUAUUACCACGUUAAAAAUAUAUCCGACACACGUACUGCAACUGCGUAUUUUUCUUCGGAGAACGUCUGGAAUUGAGAACACAAAAGAACAUGCAGCCGUUUACAACAAGCCUCAACUUAGGUAUUUCUGUUAGUUUACAAUUGCCCACAAUUUCUUACAAUAAUGUAACCUUGGCGUAUAACCCGCCUUUCAGAAAUUCCUUCCAGAGCGACACUUGGACAAUAAAAAAAUGCAAUUGUG
This is a messenger RNA of Ciona intestinalis (vase tunicate), 662 nucleotides long. Lineage: Eukaryota; Metazoa; Chordata; Ascidiacea; Phlebobranchia; Cionidae. The record is from RefSeq and is a predicted model, not a curated record.